UUCAUGUUCCCGUGCGCGGGCAGCAGCUCAGAAGCUAGCUGAUAGCUAGCUAGCUAUUUAUAUCAAAAUGCAUAUUUUUUUCGCCAGCCGAGGGAAUGCCUUCAGAGGCAAAUAAAUGCAUACGUGAAACGACACCGUUUGUGGGGCGAUUUGGGAAAUCGCGGGGGAAUUUUCACCCAUUUAAAUGACCCGCAAAUCCCAUUUUUUCGGCCCCUGGAGCCACAGCGCUCGAACAAGAGAGCAUCCGAGCACCGUUUGCGGAUGUGAAGACGGGACCUAAUGUUAUUUGGGGGUGUAGCUAACCUACGGUAGACUGGCAUUUCGUCCGGAAUACUUAGCAGGCUUGACUGAACGCUCCAGAUACCACCUGAAGGCCACAAGAAAGUGAAAGUAGGAGAUUCUCUUCUAUCUCUUCGCACAAGUCUGAUCUCCACACAGCUGUUCUCUUCUCAUCCAUCACAGCUCCUUCACCAAGGGCCCGUGUCGGUUCUUCAGUGCCACUUGCUGCAAUGGAUUGGGCCACACCAGCUGCCAAACUAAAUCCCUACACCCGAGCCCGCAUGACAGAGGCGUGGCAGCAGCAUGCAGUCGCUCCACCCCAAGUCGUCCACACCAUCCCUCCAGGAGCUGAGAACGCGCUGGGCUGUGCGGUGUAUGGCAUCGUACUGCAGCCGGAUGCUACGUCUUUACAGCAACAGCAACAGACCCAGCAUGGACAGCACAGCCAACACAGCCAACAACACAGUGGGAGUCAGCAGCAUGGAGGUGGGCAGCACAGUCAGCAGCAGCAGCACCCCGCCCAGGCCCAGCAGACUUCCCUACAGGUGGGGACAGAAGGACACAAAUGUGGGGCCUGUGGACAUGAUAUAUCCCACCUGGCCAACCCACAUGAACAUCAAUGCAUGGUGAAUCAGGACAGGUCAUUUCAGUGCACCCAGUGCAUGAAGAUUUUUCAUCAGGCGACAGACUUGCUAGAACACCAGUGUGUUCAGGUGGAGCAGAAGCCUUUUGUGUGUGGGGUGUGUAAGAUGGGUUUCUCCCUACUUACCUCUUUAGCCCAGCACCACACAUCCCAUAAUAGCACCAACCCAAUGAAGUGUUCAAUAUGUGAGAAGACCUACCGACCUGGCUCUUCUGGCAACAUCACACCCAACUCAAAUAAUCCCCAGCAGCCCAGCAGUGACGGGGCGUCAGCCAGCAGCAGCUCAUCCAUUCUACCCUUUCCCUCGGCCCGAGACCGACCGUACAAAUGCUCCGUUUGCCAGAAGGGUUUCAAACACCUGUCAGAACUCACACGGCAUGAGAGGGUGCACACAGGGGAAAAGCCCUUCAAAUGUGACACAUGUGACAAGGCCUUCAGCCAGUCGUCACACCUACAGCACCACCAGCGAACACACAGCAGUGAACGCCCAUUUAAGUGUGCUGUUUGUGAAAAGAGUUUCAAGCAUCGUUCCCACCUCGUGCGCCACAUGUACGUGCACUCUGGUGAGCACUUGUUCAAAUGCAACUUAUGCGAGCUGCACUUCAAAGAGUCAUCGGAGCUCCUUCACCACCCCUGCCACCCGCAGGGUUCCCGCCCAUUCCGUUGUGCCACAUGCGGUAAGGGUUUCAAGCGGCCGUCUGACCUUCGGCAACACGAGCGCACACACUCGGAGGAGCGUCCCUUCCACUGUGACGAGUGUCAGAUGAGCUUCAAGCAGCAGUAUGCACUGGUGCGCCACCGACGCACACACAAAGACCCUACUGACCGGCCAUUCAAAUGCAAUCUGUGCGACAAGGGCUUCAUGCAGCCCUCUCACCUCCUCUACCACCAGCACGUCCACGGCAUGGACAACCUGUUCAAGUGCGCCUCAUGCCAAAAGGAGUUCAGCCAGUCAGGAGAGCUGCUCAGACACAAGUGUGGCGAGUCGUCCAACUCCUCGCCGGACAAGCCGUACAAGUGUGAUGUUUGCGGUAAGGGCUACAAGAAGAGUUCUACAUUACAGCGUCAUCAAAACUCUCACUGCCAAGAGAAACCCCUUAAGUGCUCGCUCUGCGACCGCCGCUUCUUGUCCUCUUCGGAAUUUGUCCAGCACCGCUGUGACCCAUCACGGGAAAAACCGCUGAAGUGCCCUGACUGUGAGAAACGUUUCAAAUACUCAUCAGACCUGAACCGGCACCGGCGUGUGCACACGGGGGAGAAACCCUACAAAUGCGGCCACUGCAACAAGGGCUUCAAACAGCGCGAGCACCUCACCAAACACCAGAGCACACACUCAAGAGAAGGCCAGUUCAAGUGUGUUUGGUGUGGUGAGCGAUUCAGUGACUUGGGCUCCUUGCAGGAUCACACGGUGCAGCACACGGCUGAUGGCGGUGGUUACCCAGUGCCCCAGUGCAUAUAAAACCUUGAAGACUUUUUCCAUUGAACAGACAGUCUAGGCUAUUCAUGCAGCCUAACUAUCACCACAUUUGCAGGACAGUCCAGUCUGUUACUAUUGCAUUCAUUCCCACCAGUGAUACAUCAAGAUUUUGUUGCUUUACUAACUCGCGCAAAGCCCUUUAGUACUGUGACCCCAUCAUUCCAUCAGAUCCUGAGCUUUUCUUUCCCUGCACUUUGCUUUUUGUUCCACCUCUUUUCUUCUUAUACCUGUCCUUUUAUUCUCCGCCCCACAAUCAGACAGUUAAUAGUAGUGAAAAGGCCACAACCACUUAACCUGCCAUAUUUAAUCAGACUGUUGCACACAGAAACAGGUGCCAUAAUGCAUGUUGACCAGCAAAUACUUAUAUCCCUCCUAAAGUCCUCCCCUCACACAAGGAAAAAAAAGAAUUGUCCCUUAAUUGUCUAAUAAGACAGCCAUUGUUUUUAGUAUUUUUAAAAAUUGUAUGGCACUAAUUAUGUUUUAUGGUGUACUGAGAUUUAAUAGACAGAGAACUGCUAAACUGAUGAGGCCAGAAACUGUCCUGACUGCUAGACUGUCCACUAGAGGGGGUCGUUCCCUUGUUUUUCUUCCUCCCCCUCUCUCCCUCAGAUAACAUUUCUUUCCCGCUCUUCAGUUUCUCCCUCCCUCAUUCUUUCAUUCAUUUUCGUUGUCCUUUGCUUCCUCCUCUCGCUGUCUCAGCCUGUCUCUGUUUUGUAUCAGGAAGAGUGGAAAGUCUGACUAAAACCUCAGACACACAUGUACUCACAGUCAUUUGUCUUUGGUUAGGUGAAGGAUGACUGAAAACACUUUUGGUUUUCUUCUCCCCACGGUAAUACAGAAACUGUGUAUUGACUCUUUUGGUCCCUGCGUCCAUAUCUGAUUCUUUAUGAAGUAGCCAGUAAACUCCUCAGUGAAUGUGAAGGGAAACUGUGUGUGUGGGGGGGAGUUUGGGGAUUUAUUGUCCUAUAGUGAGAUAAAUCCGAUGGUGAAAUGUCUGUGAGUGUAUGUGUGUGAGCCACGAUUUUUAUGGCUGCUACCGUUUGUACCAAAACACCAGUAUGAAGCAGCACCUGAUCCCAAAGUUGUGUAAACUGAACAACCAGCUUAAGUUAACCAUCAAGGAUUGAUACCAAUCUCACCCUUCAGUAGAGACAAAUAUAAAAAAUAUAUAUCCCCCACUAUUAUAAUGGUCAUAUUCCUGCAGACGUCAGUGCUGAUAGACUCCUGUGUGCUGAAAAUGUCCAACAUUACACUUCCUCUCUCAGCCUGUACAUACUGUGGACGUGUGAGUGUAAUGUCAGAGCUUGUCUUUCUUAAAAACAAUAUGUAAGAACUGUUUUCGUAUUCUUGCUAUUUUUUACCAUGUGAAAUGUUUUGACAAAAUGCUCAUUUGUUCUUUUUGUAGUCCAUGUAGUGAUUGUAUCGGUAUGUUGCGGGGAAUCUCACAGAGCACCCUGCGUGUGUGUGUGUGAGAGUCUGAGUGUGUGGAUGUAAACAGUAUUCUGUCUAACAGGGAAAUUCAGACUGUAGAGAAUUGUAUUAGAAAUGUUUGAGCAGACCUGCGCCUUUUUAAAAAAAAAAAAAAAAAAAAAAUUAUUAACCUUACUGGUCUGUCCGAGCUCUUUCUGCAGGACGAACCUGCACUUUGUGUUAAAUAUUUUCCAUGUUUUGAAAGAAAUAUUAAUACUGUAUUUCCUGUACAUGUUGCGUUGAGCUGGACGCUGUGUCUGUCUGUCAGAGUGGGGGUUUCUACCAGAGUGAAUGACACCUUUCCUCUUCUUUGAAUGCUAUGAGAUUCUAGUUGCUCUUAAGAAGCCUGGAAGUAUGUUUACAUGUUAGCUGUGAUCGCCAUGGUUCUUUUUUCCGUUUGAGCUGUUCCUUCCCCUCUCCUAACCUCACUGUUGAUUCAUGGUUGAAUACAAAUGGAGGAGGCCAAGGAGACGGAAGUUUAUUCUGGCUUGCAAUUAAUUUCUCUUGGUUUCAGCCUUAAAACGAGGUUGUCGUGCCUCUCUGCCUCUUCCACCUCUUCUGCUUUCUGUCUCUGUCCUUCAUCAUCAUGAGAGGUCAGAUGGUUUCAUCAGCCAUCAUGUUUUUAUUUCCUGAAUCUGGCAUUAUAAAACUGAGAACAACUUGGACUUAAAGAAGUAGGCUAUUGUAUGUUUUUUUAUGGUUUCACAUUUGUCUAUAUUGUUAUUAUUUUUAUUAAACAUUAAAUUGAUAUGAAGAUCUUUAUUCCUCCAUGGAGAGACCAGGGCCUUGGGGUACGUUUGCGAUAAAGAUGACUGUAUUUUUUUAACACGUCUGUCAGAGUUGCAUUCAGCUUUCACAAUUGUUUCUAAAGCCAAAUCACAGAAGAAACUAUCUUGAUGCAGAGAAUUCUGUCGGGUGAUGGCGCAAAACUUAAAUGACAGGAACACAUCAGGAAACAAUGAGGGCGGGUUCAUAUUUGCCAAGAACUACAAGUGCUCGAGGACUUGGUAAUUGGUGCUGACACAUCAUCAGAUGUGAAUAAUAAAAAAGUAGUCACUACAGGUGCAGGACAAGGACCUCACAUACUGUAUAAUGCAGACAGUACACUUAACGUGUAAUAAUAAUAGUACAAGUGUACGUUUAAAAACCUAAGAAGAAUUCCAACCCAGCAGCACUGGUUUAGUUAUUUGUAUUUGUAAGGGCGACUGUCUGUUAGUGCAUUAGUCCUGUGUGCGUCGAGUGCUGUUCAGGUGUGUCAGACAUUAACGGACCAACCUGAGCAUGCGGGGAGGAAUACUGCAAAGUGAAAGGGACAAGUGUACCUGUUACAUCUUGAGCAAAUAUGGGUUUAAAAAAUAACUCCAUCCCAUAUCCAACACAGUCAGGGAAAGGAGAGGAAAAUCUCCUGUAUAAGCACAAAUUCAAUAAUCCACCCCCCUGCAUUUUAGCUGGUGGUUUCAAUGGGAAAAGUCAGAUUGAGCACCAGUUUACCCCCCGCCCCCGCCAUCCUCUCUUUCCUUUUCAGUUUCAAUAAAUAAACCCGUCAGACCCUGGUGUCUCUUGCUCUCUGCAUGCUUGCUGUGUUAGUUCCUGUGUUCUGUCCCUGGGAACUGGUGCUCUCCCCUCCUCACAGCACUGUUCCCUCCCUAUAGCUUUUUCAAAUUGUACUGUAGUUUAUGUGAAUGAUGUUGAAAAAACGUGAAAAGAAAAAACUUUGUGGCGACGUACAGUACGUGUACAUUCAUGCUAAGAUUAUCUGUAUGUAUGUAGCAUUCAAUUACACACAGCACUAACAAAUAAAACUUUUUUUCAUUUAUAAACUUACAUGCGAGUCAUGCGGUUAUUUAAGCAGGGAA
This is a messenger RNA of Epinephelus moara (kelp grouper), 5725 nucleotides long. It is a transcript of the gene znf319b, whose product is annotated as zinc finger protein 319b. The record is from RefSeq and is a predicted model, not a curated record. The coding region runs from base 510 to 2381 and encodes 623 amino acids. The transcript is spliced from 3 exons. NCBI's taxonomy places the organism in Eukaryota, Metazoa, Chordata, Actinopteri, Perciformes, Serranidae.